Molecule: messenger RNA, 1026 nt
Organism: Encephalitozoon romaleae SJ-2008
Lineage: Eukaryota; Fungi; Microsporidia; Unikaryonidae
Product: actin-like protein
Exons: 1
Coding region: 1-1026 (341 amino acids)
Source: RefSeq, a predicted model, not a curated record
AUGUAUGUUGUAGGAGACGUCACCACGGGUGUUGUUGAUAUAGGGAGUGAGACGGUUAAGAUUGGAUAUUCAGAUGGGCUCCUACCGACGGUAUUUUGCUCCAGUAUGACAUGGAAAAAUGAAUAUGUGCCGCCUGUGACUAGAUCUGUUGUCAGUGACGUUGGAUCUUAUCUUAGAAUCCUAAGUGACCAUGUGCCAGGAGAUGCGCAGUCUUUAGUGAUUUCCGAGAACACAAUGGAGGCAGGAGGAGUGAAGAAGGAGAUUCUAGGGUAUCUUAUGGAAGGACGAUUGUGCGAGUCUGUCUUGUUUGUCAGAAGUGGGAUUCUCGAUGCAUUUUCAUAUGGAAAGACAACCGGUGUAGUUGUCAAUCUUGGAGGAGGGUCAAGCCAGAUCUGCAGUGUUGUUGAUGGGCUUAUUACGUGCAGAAGACAGAUAGAUGUCGGAGGAAUGGAUUUGACGUUGGAAUUCAUGAGAAUCCUAGAAAGCUUUGGGUCUGACCUAGGGAAAUUCAUUGAUGUAAAGAAUGGUGAGACUUUAUAUGAAAGGAGAGUGGAGUUUGAGAAGAAAGAGUUUUCCAGGCAUGUAAAAGAAAGUGUCCUGAGGUUAAGAAGUGAAGAAGCGAAUGGAAGGUAUGUGUUACCCGACGGAAAGGAGAUUGAUGCUGAGGAAUAUUGUAAGGCAAUGGAAAUCAAGCUAGGAGGAGUUAUAAAGAUGAUAGUUGAGGUUAUUGAAUCGAAUGGGAUGGAGAUACGAUCUGUUCUAAGCGGAAAUAUAUUAGUCGGAGGAGGAUGCGGAGGAAUUGGGGGGAUUGACAGUUUUAUUUGUGAUGAGAUUGGCAAGGAACGGGGUAGAUGGAAAGUGAAAGUGAGCGUUGAAAGAAGUCGAUUUAGCACAUUCCAAGGAGGGUGUGUGAUUGGUUCUAUGGGAAGUGCAAGAAGUUUUCAUAUUGGGGUUAGAGACUAUGAGGAGUACGGAGAAAGUAUUUUGGAUAGAAAGAAAUGCGAAUGGAUUGUAGAAGCUGUGUGA